GAUGCAACACGACCAUGAAAAGUGACACGAAGGGGACACAAUGAGGAUCAUUUAACAGUUUUCUGGCUCCUCGGACGCCUUUAAGAGGCUUGGACUCUUGUCAGUAUUGUAAUUGUUUAACGAACAAUUCGGGAAAAGUGUACAGAAGUCGUGGGGAAUUCACGCUGAUGCGUUUUUCGGGUUGACUCGGUCGGUGACAGGAUAUCCCCCUCGCCCGGUCUAUCGUAUUUUUUUUUCGUCUAUACACACACACAGCCUCCGCACAACCCCGCAGAAAGGUGUACACAAGUGAUGAACCACAAAAGUGAUUCGCGAAUUCUCGGAAUGGAUUGGAGAAAUCCGGACGAGGAUUAUGGGGAAAUUUAAGCUUAAAUCGGGUGGAUUGAGGUGAAGAAGGAGUUUAGACGAUUGAAACAAUGCAGUGCUCUGAGAAAUUUUAGGUGAAAGUGGUGGUGUAAAAAAGGAUAGGUUUCGUACUAUAUUGGAUUACCAAAAGUGGCAAGACUGGAUAUUCAGGAUUUGAGGGGAGAAUUGUCAUUUUUUACUUGUAAUUAAUUUUGUUUGGGGAACGAGGGAGAUGGGCGUACAUCAACGAUGUCCCUCAAGCUUCCGAGAAUCAUUUAAAAUGCAGUAGUUAGUGGCCUUCGUGCAUUUCGAGUCCUCGAGCGGAUGGAAAAUGUCAGUCACAUAAAAGUCGCACCGAUUUCAAAACACUAGAUUUCCUCAUCAUCGCAAUCGAAAAAUGGCGGAGGAAGAGGGCACCGAGUGGCUCCUGGAGCUCCUCCACGACGUUCAGCUCUCGCAAUUCUUCACGAGAAUCCGCGAUGACCUCCAGGUGACUCGUCUCCACCAUUUCGACUACGUCCAACCGGAGGACCUCGAGAAAAUCGGCCUGGGGAAGCCGGGGAUCCGAAGACUCAUGGACGCCAUGAAGAAGAAGAGAGCCUCCCAGAAGAAGAAGAACCUCAUCACGAAAAUCCGUCCAGGGGGGAGUGCCAAGAGCACUAAACGUACCUCCCAGCCUCUGGAGGCACCAGUGUCAAUUCUCACCUGCUUAAUCCAAGACAAAGACGUGACAUUAUCAAUUAAAUUGGGGGACGGUAGUUUUGGGGUCGUCAGGAGAGGGGAAUGGAACUCCCCAACAGGUAGAACCCUUCCAGUAGCUGUCAAAGUCCUGAAGGCAGACGCCCUGACCCAACCCUCGGUGAUAGAGGAUUUUGUCUCUGAGGUGCAGGCCAUGCACACACUGGACCAUCACAACUUGAUUCGUCUUUAUGGGGUUGUCCUCUCCUCCCCGAUGAUGAUGGUGACAGAGCUGGCACCUCUGGGCGCUCUCCUGGAUUACCUGCGAAAGCAGUGUGGCCACAUUUCAGUCUUAACUCUCUGCGACUACUCCCUGCAGGUCGCCACAGGGAUGGCCUAUUUGGAGUCCAAAAGAUUCCUCCACAGAGACCUGGCCUGCAGGAACGUCCUCCUGUCGUCAGUCGACAAGAUUAAAAUUGGGGAUUUUGGACUGAUGAGGGCACUCCCCCAGCAGGAGGAUUGCUACGUAAUGACUGAGCACAAGAAGGUCCCUUUUCCCUGGUGUGCCCCAGAGUCUUUGAAAUCCAGACAGUUUUCACAUGCAUCUGACGUGUGGAUGUUUGGGGUGACUCUCUGGGAGAUGUUGACCUUCGGAGAGGAGCCCUGGGUGGGCCUCAAUGGCUCGGAAAUCCUCAGGAAAAUCGACAGGGAGGGGGAGAGACUUUACGAACCUGAGGCCAGCCCUCCAGCAAUGUUCCAGAUGAUGCUCAAGUGCUGGGCGAAAAACCCAGCUGACAGACCCACAUUCGCAGCUUUGAAGGAAUCCCUGACGUCGAUGGUACCCAGUGUGAUGAAGGCAUUGAACAAAUUCGAAGAGCCUGACAAAAUGACCAUUGAAAAUGGCGAUCAGAUCGUGAUUAUCGAUGGGAGGCCUGAGAACUACUGGUGGAAGGGGCAGAAUCAGAGGACUUUUCAGGUUGGACAUUUCCCCAGGUGUCUCGUGGAUCCCAUGAGGAGAAAGCAGCCUGAAGACAUCAGCAAACCUCUGGAGAAUUCCUUCAUUCACACUGGGCAUGGGGCUCCUUUUGGGAAGAGCUGGGGCAGUCCUCAGUUCAUCGACGACGUUUACCUCAGGAAUCCGAUGGAGCCACCCGAUGUAGUGGGCGUCACUCCAGCUGACAAGAGAAAAUUCCCUGGGCAAAAGUCGAAGAAUCAGUUUAACUACAGGAAAUUCCAGAACGACUUGAGAUCUAGUCCGAUUAAAACGAGCAAUGUGCAGAAUCACGAGGGGAGUCUGAUAGAUUUAUCCCCCGAGGAGAUGGCCAAUGCUGCCAAGCCCGAUGCCACCUGCAAGAGGGUCGUCAACAUAUUGGACGAGCCGAUUGAGGCCUCUGGGGGGAGACCCGAGCAACUUUGGCCAGAGGACGAAGCCAGGACUUACGCCAAUUUCCCAGGGAAUCAAGCGCAGAGUGAUCCUUUCGACACCUCCAGGGUCUUCCUUGGAGGUCCCGUCUCUCGAUAUUACUCUCACGUACCUCAGGACCACAUGAAUCAUUAUCUGAAGACUCAGCAGUCUUACAUGAACGUUGAGACUAGUGAGGUCUCUGCAAACGUCCAAGGAAACUCAGAUGUCAAUAGUACAAAUUUGGAUGUUAAUCAAUACUCUUUCGACCUCAACAAGGAUAUCAGAUCGGAGAAUACGAAUUUGAAUGUCAGUGGGAGGGCAGAGGGAAAUGGAUACUCUGUUCAGCACUACAGUGAGGUUGAUAAAGUGUCUCCAGGUGUCGCGAGUCAGAUAAGUUGGCCUGAGGAUUUGCCAGAGGAGCCCCAGACCUACACCAAUGUCACUGCCAGACCCAAUUUCCCAGUUGUUCCACCGCCACCACCGCCCAUCGGUCCCAACGAGAGUCCGCCCAAACCUAAAUCCAAUGUGGAUAUUGCUCAAAGUAUGGGGGAACUCACGAUCGAUGUGAAACCCCAGGGUUCUCCGAAGAAAUUGGAUCCUGCUUUCCUGGCUGAGUUGGAGAAGCACCUGGGGGCGAAAGAGGUCUGCAAAAAUACGAAUGAAGCCCCUGGAGGCUACUCCACAGUCAAUAAAGCCCAGGAGGGGGCUUCCGGGGGGAUUCCCAUGCUCAGACCUCCACCCCAGAACUCCAAAUCAAGAUCUCCUAAUGGGGAAUUGAGGGGUUCAACAAGUCUGCCCUCCAAAGUUCAAAAUUCGUGGCAGAGUAAAAACACGAAUGUUCAGCGACCCCAGAGUCAAUUAAUCCAGUCGAGUUCACAGAGUCAAAUGGUGGAGACCAGUACCGACAUGAUAAUCGGGCAAAUGUGGCAGCAGGCGCACUCCCCUUUGUCUCACAGCCUCCAGAGUGAGAGGAAACAUCAGCCUAUUUACGCUCCUUCUUCCGAAAUUCAGCAUGACAUGAGGAAUCACCAGAAUCUCCCGCCACUUGCUCCUCUCACCGUACCUCAGAACGACCAGGGACAUCUCCUCCUCCAAAUAGCCCCAAACAUGACAACCAAUACUGCAAAUUCAGGGAAUUACAAUUAUUUCCCACCUCAGCAACCAAACUACAAUUUUCCCCCAGCCAUUCAGGCUCCAAAUCCAGGUCCUGGGGUCAAUCACGUGCAGAAUGACCUCGUGCCGACUAGAGCCGCCCCUCCAAGGCCAAAUGUUUCUGCUGCAGGGACUCUGUCUGAAAAAGUUUACGCAGAACUCCGAGAAAAUGUGCCAAAUCUCGAUCAGUUGAGUCAGAGUGAGUUCAAUACUCUCUACAACAAAACAGUUCAACAGAAUAUCCUCAGGAACAGUCAGGGGAUGUCCAACGGCAGACAGGCCCAGACUCUCCCUCGGAAUUAUGCCCAGGAGCAUCCCUUUGACUUUAGCCCCAGCUUGAAACAGCCCCCAGUGUACAAUCCUCCACCAGCGUGGAGUCCAAUGAAGAGUGGGCAGAAUGGUUACUCGCAGAAUCAGAAUCUCCAGAGGAGCAUUAGCUCACCGGGACAGAGCGGAAGUGCCAAUCUGAUGCAUUUCACACCGACGAGACCAGCACCUGGGCCUUCCGGUGGGCACUCGGGUGGGGCUGGCAGAUGUUUGCUGCCUCAGAUGAAUGAGACGGUUAUUAAUACUCAAUUGGGAACGUGUGCCGCUGCUUAUCCCGGGGGGAUAAGUCCUCCUCUUACGGGAGCUUCACAACAGCUGGUCAUGUCGUUGAAUGACGAGUUCAGGGCUAGUAAAAUUAUGAAAGUACAAAAGGAUGCGGGGGAUGCCUCGCAGCAGGAAAUUCUCGCUGCGCUGCAGGCCACUGGCUGGGACACUAGCCAAGCUGCUAGGCAAAUUAUCAAGGAUAGACAGGCCAAAAUUGAUAGUCUCACCAGAUUGGGACUGGCUAAUAGACACCAGUGCGAAGGAGCUCUGAAACAAACCGAGUACGACGUAGAGCUAGCUGCCUCCCUCCUCCUCGACAGGGCAAGAUAAGAACAAAUAACUAAAUAUUGACUAUUAUGAUUCAAGAAUAUCAUAGGCCAAUUAAUGAUAGACUACGAAUAAUCAAACUGAUCAUGACGAUUGGAAACUGUUAAUUUAAAUCAGAUACACUGUGAUAUGUGCUACUAAAGGCUCUAGAUUUUACGUGUCCAGGAUUACUAGUUUUAGAGGAUUCGGUGGAACUUCCGGUUUGCGGUCAGUCGUUCAUAAGUCGUAUUCUGAGAGAUUAGAUGAUGGAAAUGAAACAAAAAUUAUAAAAGUGAUUCAAAUAUUUUUAUAAAGAGGUGUUGCGGAUUAGUUGAACAAAUGCUCUUUCUGUGGAUCAAAAACUCUUUUUGAUUUUUUUUUUACAACAAAGCUGAGAUUCUCUUGGGCAAAUUAAAUUGUUCCCCUCAAUCGUCAGAACAACGAAUUGUUAAUUCGUGUUCCCUCGAGUAAUACUAACUGUUCGCUUAAGCGUUAUUUUUUCUCCUAGCUUAAUAGCCCGUUUUAUAUAUUUAUUUUUACGUUUAUUUGGCAGGCGUUAAAUACAAGAGAAAAAUGCACAGGUAACGUAACAAGAUCUUUUUGAUUUAUUUUCUCAUGUAUUCUAAAAGUAUUUUCAUAUUGUUUCAUUUACUUUUGUGACCAAAAAAUCGUGCAUAAUAACUCCAACACUCGUCUCCAAUAAUUUUUAAAUUUCAAUUAUUGGAAUUUUUACUUUAUAAUUUUAAGGUAACGUUAAAUGACAUUGUGAUCUGCAUGUUAAUGAGUGUUGCGGCAUGGAAAUAGAUAUUACGGAAGUAAAACUGAUUGGUGCUUCCAAAAUACUCA
Messenger RNA from Diachasma alloeum, 5323 nucleotides. RefSeq lists its product as uncharacterized. Gene Ontology annotation, molecular function: ATP binding; protein binding; protein tyrosine kinase activity. The transcript has 3 exons. The record is from RefSeq and is a predicted model, not a curated record. The coding region runs from base 743 to 4501 and encodes 1252 amino acids. Lineage: Eukaryota; Metazoa; Arthropoda; Insecta; Hymenoptera; Braconidae. Gene Ontology annotation, biological process: protein phosphorylation.